AUGCUACUUUACCUUCUCUUCACUUCCCUGGCCUUUAGUUCCUUAGUACUUGGAGAUGCCCACCUGUCAAAAGCACCAACAAGCCCCUAUUGCAAGGGAGAAUGCCAGAAGAACUUUACCAUGGGCUGGGAGAUAGAUGCUGGUAAUUGGGUAGCAGCCAACCUCAGCCAUGAUCCAUUCUGGCAUCUUCCGCAUAAUAUCUCGACAGCCAAACCUGGUGAUAUCCUGCGAUGGCAAGACAUCGAUGCUACGACUGCCAGCACGAAUUGGACCAUUCCUGCUGGCGCGGCCCUCUCACGAUUUCAGUAUACCAGCGAGGAUGCUGAUGGGAAGGUUGUUGCUGCGAGCGCAUUCCUUCUUAUCCCAUAUGCGCCUCCGAAUGAUGCCAAAAAGUUGAGGACAUUGGUAUGGACACACGGCACUGCUGGUGUCGUCCCUAUCUGCGCACCCACGAACCACAAAAAUCUGUAUUAUGACUGGCAAGCACCAUACUCUUUUGUGCAGCUCGGCUACGCUGGCCUUGGAAGCACCACGCCUAAAGGAUUCCAAUACGUAGCAGGCUGGACUCAUGCUGCUGAUGUGGCAUUCAGCGUUAUCGCUGCCAAGAGGAGGAUAGGGGCACUUCUCUCUCACGAAUGGGUGACUGUCGGCCAGAGUGAAGGCGGAAUGACUGCUUGGCGUGUCAACCAGAAACUGGCGCUGUCUGGCCAAGAUGGUCUCAACAAGGCCGGCAAGUUCCUUGGUUCAGUCGCCAUCGCCCCGGCCAACCGCCCAACCGAUCUCAUCGACUAUCUGAACAGCAUGCCUGUUUCAGCGGAUGGUUCUUCCUACGGACUUACGGCGUAUCUCCUACCCAAUAUCGCCAAUCUCUAUCCCGAGCUACAUGCUGAGGACUAUCUGACCAAGACUGCUAUUGGACGUCUCACUCUCAUGCGGCGGAGCUGUACGUACGGUGGUUUCUACGCCACAGGGAACAUGGCUAACGAAGAGUUCUAUAAGAACUCUUCGUGGACUAAACAUCCUGCAGUUGCGGCAUGGCGAAAGACGUACAUGGGAGAAGGUCACUGGAAGCUGGCGGCGCCCUUGAUGGUGAUUCAGGGGGCUGACGAUGGAGUUGUUCCUAUCAAGUUUACUGUUGAGGAUUAUAAAAGGACUUGCAAAGAAGAGCCUGACUCUUCAAUCAAGUUCUUGGCAUACGCGGGCCAGAACCAUGACAGUGUUACCAACUCUGCUCAGGCUGACUACAUGUCAUGGGUCAACGAUCUAUUCAAUGGAAAGAAGAUGAAGAAGGGCUGCUCCCGUGUGGAUAUUCGUCCUUUGACAGAUCGGUUUCAACCAGUGGCCAUCCAAUACAUCGCUAAUAUGUAA
Fusarium redolens is the source of this 1368-nucleotide messenger RNA. RefSeq lists its product as uncharacterized. Gene Ontology annotation, molecular function: triacylglycerol lipase activity. NCBI's taxonomy places the organism in Eukaryota, Fungi, Ascomycota, Sordariomycetes, Hypocreales, Nectriaceae. The transcript has a single exon. The record is from RefSeq and is a predicted model, not a curated record. Bases 1 to 1368 code for a protein of 455 amino acids. Gene Ontology annotation, biological process: lipid catabolic process.